Molecule: messenger RNA, 6146 nt
Organism: Odontomachus brunneus
Lineage: Eukaryota; Metazoa; Arthropoda; Insecta; Hymenoptera; Formicidae
Product: fibroblast growth factor receptor substrate 2
Exons: 4
Coding region: 276-1793 (505 amino acids)
Biological process (GO): cell surface receptor protein tyrosine kinase signaling pathway
Cellular component (GO): cytoplasm
Source: RefSeq, a predicted model, not a curated record
CUCUCGCCUCUUUAAAGCAUUAUCAAAUAUUUGUAAUCGAAACGUGCCUACAUUUGUCGCUUUAAUGAUGCAUCUGGUGCGUCCCUCGUCGGUCUCGUCGCGUGUUUCUCCGCGCAAACACACUUGAGUCACUCGAGGUGCUAUGGCGAAGUGGCAUUAGCCGCGUCGACGUGUUUUGCGCGGAAAUAUGCGGUCAGCGACGGGAUAGGCGAACAAUACGCUCAUCGUCGGACGGCUCCUCUCGUUUUGGCUAUGUCGUACUUGAUAAGCAAAGAAUGGGUUGCAUCAACAGCAGGGUAGAUAUUAACGAUCUGCAUCCGAACAUCUUUGAAGUUAUAAAUGUGGAUGAUGCGGGUAACUCAAUCGCUCCUGGACGACUGGAAGUUACUGAAGCAGAACUUAUACUGUAUCAACGUGGCAAGCAACCCAUCUCAUGGUCACUGCACUGCUUACGUCGGUAUGGCUACGAUGCCACUAUCUUCAGCUUUGAGUCAGGCAGACGUUGCUUAACUGGCCCUGCCAUAUAUGCCUUCAAGUGCCAGAGAGCUCAACAGUUGUUUAAUCUCGUACAGAGGAAUAUUCAGAUGUUCAGCAACAGUGGAGAUGACGCGCUGUCAGACCUCCCACUCGGCUAUCAUCCUGCUGCACCAUUAACCAGUACUAAUAGAACAUGCAGAAUGACAAUACCAGAAGAGCCUAAUUAUUUGGAUCCGACACCAACUAGAAAUAAUAACCGUCUGGGUCCUAGAUUUAACCAACAUAACGGUGUCGGUAGAUUGAGCAGCGUGGGCAGUAGCAGCGUCGGUCCCAUGUCACCCCAAGGGACCAUGGGACCACCCUCACCGCCCCCUAUGCCAUUACCGCCAUCGAUUCCGCAUACUCAUCCGUCCUCCCUUUAUAUCAACGAAGAGGUUUGGUCUAUCCCCGUGGAAGUGGAACGCAAUAAUAACAAGAACCUAGGCAACACAGUGCACAGAUCGCUCACUACCACGCCUGACAACAGCACGGCAACGGCCGACAACAGCACGGCAACGGCCGACAAUAGCACGGUAACAGCCGACAACGGUCUCAUGGAGACGGAAUUGAUAUCUAUUCAGAAUAACACGGAGGCCGCCAGCAACCAGGACGCGGCGUCGCAACCGUUGAUGGUGCCCUAUGUGAACAUAGAUAUCGGCGGCGAGACCAACUCUAUCGCGUCGACGCAAAAUAUCUCCGAGCCGGUCAAGGAGGAGAAUAACGACGCGGGUGGAUCCGAAUCCUCUUCCGAGCACGACUACAUGAACAUCGGUCCCAGACGGGAAUGCAUCGCAAACGCCGUCGCUAGAGUGCCGCCACCUCCGUUGCCCGUCUUACCCUUCUUACAGUCGGAGGCGGACGGGGAGGACGGCUCCAAGCACUACUACUCCAAUCUGGAUCCGAGCGAGAUAGAGAGCCUGCGGAACAGAUACUCCAGCGCCUCGGUAGCCGAGAAGUCGCCUCUGCUCCCGUCCACGCCGACCGGAUGCCCGAUCAGGGAGGUGAAUUACGCGAUCUUGGAUCUGGUGGACACGAAGGAAGUGCCCACGAUUAUCGAAACGUCUGAGAGCGCGACCACGAACCUGGCGCUACUGCCGCCGCAAUCUCCGAGCAAGGUGAAGAAAGGCUACGCCACUAUAGACUUCAACAAAACGGCCGCUCUCUUGAACUCCACCAAUCUCGUGAACGACAAUGAGGGCUCCAGAAAGACGCGUCAUAACUCCACGAUAAACGACCUGGCGGUACAGUACAAGCAUAACUUGUCAGUGAGUGAGUAACGUAUUUUAUACUUGUACGAUUACAUUCGUAGAACGACAGCGUCUCGCAUGAUCUACGCGGCGGAAAGGAAUGCGCAUUGAGAAGGAUCGAUUUCAGUUCGAUUUCCGUAUGUGUGUGAAUUUCUGGAACUCGUCAAAUCUUUUAGUUAGGUCCUCAAACCGUAUCUUAGCAUAUGUUGUAGUUGAAUACACCAUGAGAUAUUCUAACGUAUGGAUUUGUACACAUUCUGGUGCAUUUCUUAUCACACACGCGCGACACAGUAUUCGUAAAUAGUAAGUCUACUUUUCGGGAUGGAAUGAAGCGCAUAAAAAAAAUUUUUUAUACGACAAUUGUAUAGAUAAGUUUGUAGUACUCUUUAUGCAGAGAUUUUUUAUAUUUAGCAUUUUACAUAUUACGUGGAGGAAUUGGAAGCUAAAGUACCCUGAUCUUUUUUGCAAUUUAAUGUAGAAAUUAAUACGGCUCAAGUGAUUGUGACGGAUACAAGGUAUGGUGCAAUGUGAAGAAAGUAUGAACAAGUUAUCGAUCUGAUAACAUGAAUCAUAAUAUAGUGGCUAAUUUUAAGUGGUUGUCAUGAAUUAGUUAUUGUGUUAGAAAGAUAAUUGAUAUCGAAACAAAAAAAAGUGUAACUUUAAUAUGAAUACUUGUAUAACUGAGUAAUCACUUAAAGUGAGACCGUAGGUAGCACGUUCGUUUAAGUUUGGUGCGAACAAUUCGUAAUAUUAACGAACAACGUUAGAGCAGAUCUGAUGCAGGAAUGUAAGUUAUUGAGCUCCAAAGAUUAUACACAUUCUUGUUCAUAAUAAAUAUUUAUUAUCAUUUAUCUAAUGAGUAUCCCUGCAUAUAUAUGUCUGCAUUACAUAUAUACAUACAUGCAUACAUAUGUCAUGGUAUUAUUAAUGAUUCGAGCUGAAUUAGGCAGCUUUUUCUUCCAAUAGUUCUUUUAAUCAGCAGCUAAUGAAAUUGCAAUACAUCCAAGAUGUAAAUAUGCACCAAUAUUCUUUCUUAUGGAUAAGCGAGUAUGUUAUAUAUGUUAAGUUCAUAAUCGUGAAUCGUAGGAUAGUCUGAUAUCUCCCGGGUAACCUACACAUCAUGCGGCCUAUUCACAGACUACAUGUCUAGUGCGCGUCAUGUACCGCCAAAACAACAUGUAUCGAAAUCAAUUGUUCUUUGCUUCAAAUAAUCGUUAAUCGUUAUGGAAAAAUAGAUUUUAAUCCUUGGUUUGCACACGCGUUGAGACGCGAUGUAGUGAUCAAAGGUAAACAAAAAAAUACAUAUUUACGCGCAUUCUAUGUUAUUGAUAAUGUGUAUUUAGAAGAUAUAGAGACAGCUGAAUAGAAGUUUAUUUAUCAGUGAUAUCAAGAUAUCUUUCAUAACAUACACGCGUAUAUACGAUUACAUCUGUGGGCGUGUGUAAAGAAAUGUAGAAAACGUUGUCCACAUAUGUAUGCCAGUAUGUUAUUUCUUUGAUGUAGUUUGCAUUUCAGUUUUCGUUAGCGAAAACUCGAUCUGAGCCUGAUAUUAAAUUUAGCAUGGGCUAUUAAGUCGCAAGAACAGAUUAGAAUUGUAAGGAAGUUUCGUCAAGGCAAAGCCUAACUUUCUCACAAAAUGAACUUGUAUCGUUAGUAUAUAUUUUUGUGCGAACGUCACAUUAGAUACUAUAUAUCGUUUUUGUAAAAUCAAAAGUAGAAACGGAUUCUAUAUGUACGUCCUUAGAUUGUAAUUGGACUUUCCGCUUAUACUUUUGAUUCUAUAGAAUCUUUAAAUGUUUAUUACUUUUUGUCAAAAGUUUUUUUUUUUACGUUAUAGCGACGAUAAGCGAUAUUAGUUACUGUGAAAGUAACAUAUCUUUAAGAGGUGAUCAAAAAUACCAAAUUUUACUUAGACAUAUUAUAUAAUUAAUUUUACAUAUACGCACCUGUCUUCUUUUUGCGUUUCUCUGUACAUUUAUAAUAGAGAAGUGUACUGUGAAAACAUGCUACAUGUACACUUUUCAUAGUAUAAUUUUCUAUUAUAAAUGUACAUGUAACAUAUACAUUUUCCAUAAUAUAAUUCUUUAUUAUGAAAAAUGUUAUGUUAUUCAUGUUAAUAGAAGAAGCAUUCUUUCUGAAAAAGAGACAAAAAUUAAUCACGUUAUUGAAAAGAGAGUGACUCAAUUUUUCUGAAACAUUAACGAAACAUGGACGGAUGGCAUAUAUUAAUGUGAUAUAUAUUCGUGGAAUUCUAACAUUAAAUAUACACCACAAACUCACGUAUAGUCGUGGGCGGAAAAGUUGUCUGUAAUUUUUGGGGUAAGUUUGUGUACUUAUCCGUUUUCUCCAAUGAGCAAGAAUUCGUCUUUCAAUGGAAGAAUUCUCCCACUGGACAAAACGGAUGUAUUCCGAAACUUACACGAAAUAUAGCGGAUAAUCCUUCUGUUCACGAGCGUAUGUAUAUUUGCCAAAUUAAUGUAUUGUAAGGUCUCCAUCUCUCUCUUUAGUAGCCAUGUGUGCGAAAAGAAUGUAGGCCUAUAUACUUUGUAGUAAAUAUUGCACACACAAUACAUAGCGUAUAUAUGCCGUAUGUAUUAACGCGCAUAGCAUUCUUUGUUACAUAUCUAUGCCUUAAAAUUAAAAAAAUGAUUACAGAACGUACACGACGAAUAAUAAUGUGCAAUGUUUGGCAUAGAUAAAAUUUUGUUCUGUCUAUAUAUUAUUGCAAGUAUGAAAAAGGAAAGACAAAUUGGAUAUACUCGGCCUGUCGAUGAAUCUUUUCCUAAACUGUUAAAUAUGCUAAUCUCUUUUUUAUUCGCGUAUCGAUUCUUUAUAUUUUAUAUAUAUAUUACUACGAUAUAUCUCUUACCUUUGGCCUACAUGAUUCUAAAUGAAAUGGUCUCGACAGUGCUCAAUAUGUUAAAUAUGAAUGCAUAUUGUAAAAAUGUACAAUUAUAUAUCCAAAGAAUACGUUUCUUUUGUAAGAACAUACAUAGCUUUUAAGGUAUUUUAGUUAAAUUAGAUAAAACGUAAAAUUGGACUUCCUAUAAUAAUGAUAUUCUUAGAGUCAUUCGUCGAGCUUUACACGAGCAAUUUUGAUAACGCAGUCCAUACGUUUUUCCUUGUGCCAGGAUUAUCUUUUGUAACUGAUGAUUUAGUGAUGAUACAGUUAAGGAUUUUUGAAAGUUUAGGAACACACAUACUAACUAUAAACUGUUGUAAUAAAAAAAAAUGUUACACAAAAGAGGAGGAUGUGUGUGCGAUCGAGCGCUUCCUACGAGAUUGUAGAACGUGUGAAUCAGUUUUCGCGAAUACGAGUAAAACGUGCCAAAAAAAAAGAUAAAAGAGGAAAAAGUAACGUUCUGAAGUUCUGAGCUAUGAGUUUAGAUUUUUGUGCUAACCGCGCGAGCGUGCAAAAUGAAUAUGCAAUACAGAAACAGUCUGCACUAUCAUAUAUAUAUCGUAUACAUCGAAACGUGUGUAUAAACGUAUGUGUAUCAUAUAUGUACAUACAUAUAUAUAUAUAUAUAUAUAUAUAUAUAUAUAUAUAUAUGUAUGUGUGUGUAUAUGUAUAUAUAUCGUAUCAUACGCGUAUACUCUAGUUAUGUGUAAUACCCUAAGAGCUUCUUAUUAAGUAGACCACGAGAAAUGGAAACGUGUCUCAGCGUUCAUUCGUAUGACAGUAUUAUGUAUGCGCCCGGCACGUGCGUAUUUUCCGAUUCUUCCCUUUGAAUUUCAUGCAACCAUCGAUAGAAGUCUUCAGAAUUUGUUAGAAAUACUAACGCUUUACGUUAGACGUUAACACUAUUUUAAAUAUUACACGAGCUGACAUUUUUACGCGUAUCCCCGUUUUGGUGGAGAUUUCCCCGAAUUUUUUAUAUAUGACUGCGAUGCAAUGAGUUCUAAAUCGACUGCGCGGCACCAAUUUGGAAAAAAAAGAAAAAUUCUCGAUGGCUGUUGCGAUGAAUAUUGUGUUGCAAUUGAUGUGCCGUUUGUAAGGCAAACAUCAAUGUUAUCGCGAAGCAUGCUUACGAUUUUUUUUAUGUUAUUAAUCGAUAAUCCCAUAAUGGGCAGACUAGAAAGCUUAUAUGAAAGAUAGGGAGACGUAUUUAUUUUUAUACUGUGUCUUCUCGAUGUUGAAAAACAAGCAGAAUGUAGUGAAUCGCAUCAUGUACAUUAUACGAUCGUUAUAUAUUUAUUUCGUAAUUCUAAAAACACAGCCUUUCAGAUAUGUCAUCUGAGAGUUUGAAAGAAAUCAUCAGAAUUCCGUUUACGGCAUAGUUGUACAUAAUAUAGAUGCCACAAAAGUAUGCUCCCGAUUUAUUCCGUUUUCAGUUCAUUUCAGGUCAUGGAUUUAUAAAAUAUACAAUAAUGUUAUGAGAA